This is a messenger RNA of Aedes albopictus (Asian tiger mosquito), 1426 nucleotides long. Its product is annotated as ATPase ASNA1 homolog. Gene Ontology annotation, biological process: post-translational protein targeting to endoplasmic reticulum membrane. The transcript is spliced from 5 exons. Lineage: Eukaryota; Metazoa; Arthropoda; Insecta; Diptera; Culicidae. The record is from RefSeq and is a predicted model, not a curated record. Gene Ontology annotation, cellular component: GET complex. Bases 163 to 1191 code for a protein of 342 amino acids. Gene Ontology annotation, molecular function: ATP hydrolysis activity; ATP binding.
CUUUGGGCCGCCGAACAUCAAAAUCCUACUCUGAUGCGUUUUGAUGGAUUCUGAGCUUUUGACAGCUCUUCCAGAGCCGAAGGGAUUUGCAAAGUGAAAUUUGGUUUCAAGUUUAACUCGAAAGCAGACGUGUUAUCAGCAAUAUCAGGGCUUUCGAUCAAAAUGGACACCGAUUUCGAACCCCUCGCCCCAAGCCUGGAAAACAUCAUCGACCAGGAAACGCUCAAGUGGAUCUUCGUCGGUGGAAAGGGAGGAGUUGGCAAAACAACCUGCAGUUGCAGUCUGGCGGUGCAGCUGGCCAAGGUACGCGAAUCGGUGCUGAUCAUUUCGACCGAUCCGGCCCACAACAUUUCCGAUGCGUUCGAUCAGAAGUUUACGAAAGUGCCGACCAAGGUGAACGGGUUCGACAAUCUGUUUGCCAUGGAGAUUGAUCCGAACGUAGGCUUGAACGAGCUGCCGGAUGAGUACUUCGAGGGGGAGAACUCGGCGAUGAAGCUUAGCAAAGGGGUAUUCCAGGAGAUCAUAGGAGCACUGCCGGGUAUCGACGAGGCGAUGAGCUACGCCGAGGUGAUGAAGCUAGUGAAGGCAAUGAACUUUUCCGUGGUGGUAUUCGACACGGCUCCCACCGGUCACACCCUGCGAUUGCUGUCGUUUCCCCAGGUGGUCGAGAAGGGUUUGGGAAAACUGCUUAGAUUGAAAAUGAAACUGGCACCGUUCAUAUCGCAAAUGGGAUCCUUGUUCGGAAUGCAAGAUUUCAACGCCGACACGCUGACGAGUAAACUGGAGGAAAUGCUGACCAUCAUCCGGCAGGUGAACGAGCAGUUUCGGAAUCCGGACCAAACCACAUUCGUUUGCGUUUGCAUCGCCGAGUUUCUGUCGCUGUACGAAACGGAGCGGUUGGUGCAGGAGCUGACCAAGUGUGGCAUCGACACCCACAACAUCAUCGUGAAUCAGUUGUUGUUCCGACGGGAGGGACAGGAUCCAUGUGCGAUGUGUUCCGCUCGCUACAAGGUGCAGGAAAAGUACCUGGACCAGAUAGCCGAUUUGUACGAGGAUUUCUACGUGGUUAAGCUGCCUCUGCUGGACAAGGAGGUGCGCGGCGCGGAGAAUGUGAAAAAGUUUUCGGAAUAUCUGAUCAAACCGUACUGUCCCAAUGGGUCGCCGAACGAGACGCAACAGUCGGACAAAUAGUAGGUAUGGUAACAAGGGUUAAGAAGUACUGUGUAAAAAUUCCAGUUCAUCUCUUUUGUUUAGCAGCACGUGUAGGUACUAUUUAAGUUUCAUUGCGAAACAGUGUUUAAAUUACUUAGAGGUUUAACGUGGGAUUGAUUUUUGCACCGUUUCGUAAUCAGCAAAUUAAUUGAUAUUCUAUUCGUAUCAACACGAAGGCAUACUUCCGGGUAACAUAAAUUGUACAUUGAAACUA